This is a messenger RNA of Ochlerotatus camptorhynchus, 6611 nucleotides long. Its product is annotated as histone demethylase UTY-like. Gene Ontology annotation, biological process: regulation of gene expression. Lineage: Eukaryota; Metazoa; Arthropoda; Insecta; Diptera; Culicidae. Gene Ontology annotation, molecular function: RNA polymerase II cis-regulatory region sequence-specific DNA binding; protein binding; histone H3K27me2/H3K27me3 demethylase activity. The coding region runs from base 1340 to 5089 and encodes 1249 amino acids. The record is from RefSeq and is a predicted model, not a curated record. The transcript has 10 exons. Gene Ontology annotation, cellular component: MLL3/4 complex.
AGUUUUCGACGGUCGGCCAACGCGUUCGGACGGACAGGACGGCGCGUACUUGUGGUGUGUGUGUGUAGUUCUCGCCUAGCCCUGGGUCAGAGAGAAGGUUUUUCUAAGGAGUUCUCAAUCUAGGAAUUGAAACUGAUAUCGGAUUGGUACACGCUAGUGUUCUGCUGAAGGGUUUAUGUGGAGCGAUAAACGUGAAAAGAGAAAAUAGAAACGGUGAAUAAAUACCAGCUUUUACUGAUGGUUGUUUAUUUCAGUCCAAAGCGGAGUUCACAGAAGAAUCUGAUAGCUUUUUUUCUACUCUGUUUUACGCGAGUGGGAAGAAGAGGUUGUGCACCGUGUCAGGGGGCGAGAAAAGGUGUAUUGGGGGAAGUGAAGCAUUAGAGGUGGAAAUCGUGAGAUGUCGACAAGCAUAGAGCAUAGUGAUGAAUGUGAUAUGUGUUCGGAAGAGAGGAAAUGGCAAGGCGGUGAAACCGAUGUGUUCGUUAGUUUUAUUACAUGUUUAGAGUGUUAAGUUAUGCUGCUAUCUCGGGUAUUCUGAACUGCCAGAUCUUGAUUAUAUGUACGAUCGAAGAAAAUCCCAACGUUCAACGGUAUCGAAUCGAAUUGUAGUAACUUUAAAGGUGAAUUCCAUUGCCAACCAGGAAAAACCUUUAAGAAGUGUAGAAAAUAAUCCGUGUAGUAAAGUAGUGAAGAAAUUCUCCGUAUAUUAUUAAUUCCGAGUGUUGUUCAAGCACACCACUGCCAUCGCGAGUACGAGUGUGUGCGUUAUUUUGUGGUGUUUUUCAUCAAUGUGAAUACUUGUGCUCGUUCUAUACACACUGCCAACCAGCCAGCCAGCCAUCAUUCACCACUAGAAGCAGACUCUCUUUCUCUACACACAACAUCGAAACCCGAACCGUCACCAUCGUAGUGAAGUGUGGAAUAAAAGAAGUACAUGUGCUCGAAGGAGAAAGAGAGCAAGAGAAUCGACCUCGCGGGAUACGGCAGGGUUGUAUCGAGAAGAAUCGCUGAGCUGUGUGAUAUCUGCGAAAAUUACACAAUUUUAUCAAUGAAAAGUGAUUCGUUCUCUGAAUAGUAAAGAAAACACGAAAAUCUACCACCAGUGAUUAGCGGUUCCCAUUCAGUGUAAGCAAAGAAACAAACGGGGAGUAAUUGAAAGCUGCCAUUUAGACAUCGUUAAAAACGAUUAAAGUUGAUUGACAAGUGUUAUCGAUUCUGAAACAACGUUCUCGGCCGCGGCAAAAACAAUUAGACAAGGUCGAUAAAAUCAUUCCAACAAUUGCUGUACGUCUGUCCGGACUUUACGCGUGCCAAUGAGGUUCACCUGCGUCUUGGGCUUAUGCUUAAAGUGAAUGGAGAUUACGAGCAAUCGCUGAAGCACCUGCAGCUCGCCUAUUCCGACUCGUCACCGUGUACAUUCGGCAAACUUGAAAUUCGAUUUCACAUCGCGCAUCUUUAUGAAGUCCAGCACAAGUUUAAAGCUGCAAGGGAAGCCUACGAACAGCUACUCGGUGACAAACAGCUGACACCAGCACUGAAGGCCGACAUCUGCCGCCAGCUAGGAUGGAUGUACCACAGCGUUGAACCGCUCGGGGAGAAGGCCCAGCGUGAACGUUCCGCCAUCCACUGUUUGCAGAAAUCCAUCGAAGCCGAACCCAAGUCCGGUCAGACCCUGUAUCUACUCGGACGGUGCUUUGCCGGAAUCAACAAAGUACACGACGCAUUCAUCGCCUAUCGUAACUCGGUCGAGAAGAGCGAAGGCAACGCGGACACAUGGUGCUCCAUUGGAGUGCUCUACCAGCAGCAGAACCAGCCUAUGGAUGCAUUGCAGGCCUAUAUAUGUGCCGUGCAAUUAGAUAAAUCCCAUUCAGCUGCCUGGACCAAUCUCGGCAUUUUGUACGAAAGUUGUAACCAACCACGAGACGCCUAUGCGUGCUAUCUGAACGCCACCAAAAAUCCGGACGGACAGCAAUCGACCGUAGUGUCAGCCUUAUCCACUGCCAGUAGUGCCAACGCCGGUGCAACAACAACUACAACUACGACAACAACGGGAGUGAACGCUACCACCCCUACAGCUUCCAUAGGUUCCGGUUCAGCCGCAACCACACCAACAACAGUAACAGCAUCAUCCUCCCUGUCGUCAUCAGCGGUUGCAGUUGGACGUACCGGAACUAGCCUUACAGACUCGGCGGUGACCGCCAGCGGUGGUGUCAAACCGCAAAGCCUCGCCCAGAGGAUCAAAUUUCUCCAACAGCACUUGGCACACGCACCUAUGCCGAGUAUCACUUCCAAACGGCGGCAGCUACCGUCGAUCGAGGAAGCGUGGAAUCUGCCAAUUUCGAACGAAAUGAGCUCUCGUCAGCAGCAGCAGGCGGCCCAGGCCCAGCAACGACAGUUCCAGAAAGGAUAUGGACAGGGUAAUCAAGCACCAUUCCCUGGCAACAAUAAUGCAGCAACGAACAAACGGUUCAAACAGGAAGAUGGCCGACCGGCACAGCUUCCGAACUUCUAUCUCAACCAGCAGCAGUUGGAGAUGCUUCGGUAUCUGCAGCAGAAUCAGACCAAUCUUAAUACCCAGCAGCAGAGUCUUCUGCAGCAAUAUGCCCAUCAGUAUCGUUUGAUGCAACAGCACCAGCUUCGUCUGCAGCAGGCCCAGCAACAGCAGCAGCGGAAUCAGCUUGUACCGGGAUCGCCCGCGACAUUCCAAGGUCAAGGUCAACAACAGCCGGCACCCCUGGCCGGUGGAGGUGGUGGUUAUCCCCCACAGCUAGCCCAACUGCAGCAGCAGCAGCAACAGCAACAACAGCAGAUUCUAACCGGCAAUGGCAACUUUGCCGCGAUCAGUAAUCAGAUGUUCAAGACCGCGUCGGGAACGUACGGAGGCGGAUUCCAAAGUCAAACCAGCGGUGGUGCUGCCUUUACGCAGAUCUCGUCGACCAAUCAGUCGGAUUUGGACCAAGAACUGCAAGCCCUCCUAUCAUCCAAGGACGACACGGCCAAUUUCGCCGAAACACUGCUGAAGCAGUUCGGCUCCGACGAUUUGGACAUCAAGGACAUCAAACCCCUGGAUCCGCAGCAGAAUGGCACUGCCCUGCCCGCCGAUUCCACCUCGUCCCGACCGGAUGGGGAAAAGUCACCGACAAUUAAAGCCGAAGCAACCUCAUCUACCGGAGCCGGUUCCACUAGCAGUAGUUCCAGUUCGGCGGUGGCUGCCGCGGCGAAACGUCACCUGCUGGCCAAGCACGACAUCAAGCUGGAACCGGUCAUAAAGAUAGAAAAACUAACCGAGCCAAGCACCAAACCCGGUUUCUCGAUCGAUAUGACGGCGAAGGAAUUGCUGCAAGCGGCCAAGAAAUCCGACCUGAAGGACGUUCCGGCCAUCUGUUCGACGUUGGCCCUGGACGCGGCACCUCCCGCCCCUCCAGAGUGUCCCCCGCAGCGAUUGACCCGCGAACAGUUGCAACCCCCGACUCCAUCCGUGUUCCUCGAGAACAAGAAACAUGCCUACAGUCCACAGCUGCAGGAAUUCUGCCUAAAGCAUCCGAUCGCUGUCGUUCGGCAACUGGGCGCUGCCCUCAAGCUCGAUCUGGGACUGUUUUCGACCAAGACCUUGGUGGAGGCUAACCCGGACCAUAGCAUCGAGGUGCGGACGCAAGUUCAUCAGUCGUCGGACGAGAAUUGGGAUCAAUCGAUGAAGUCGAAGGUGUGGGCGUGUAUUUCGCACCGAUCGCACACGACCAUCGCGAAGUAUGCCCAGUACCAGGCUUCCAGCUUUUCGGACAAGAUCAAGGAGGAACGGGACAAGCUGGCCGGUAUCGUGAGCACCAACUCCGAUUCGGAUUCCAAAGAUUCCCUCACCAAUAGCAACGGUGCCGGGUCGGGCAAUGGCAAGCGGAAGAAGUGCAAAAAUAGCAACAAAAUGCUACGUUUCGGAACGAACGUCGAUCUCUCGGACGAACGGAAGUGGAAAACGCAACUUCAGGAGCUGCAAAAGUUACCCCCGUUUGCCCGGGUCGUAUCCGCUGCCAACAUGCUGUCGCAUGUGGGUCAUAUGAUCCUCGGCAUGAAUACGGUGCAGUUGUAUAUGAAGGUGCCGGGAAGUAGAACGCCCGGCCAUCAGGAAAACAACAACUUCUGUUCUAUUAACAUCAACAUCGGUCCCGGGGAUUGCGAGUGGUUCGCCACGCCGGAUUCGUACUGGGGUGGAAUCCAGGCGCUGUGCGAGAAGAACAACAUCAACUACCUGCACGGUUCGUGGUGGCCCGCGCUGGAAGACCUGUACGCGGAGAACAUUCCGGUGUAUCGGUUUACCCAGCGGCCGGGUGACCUGGUGUGGGUGAAUGCAGGUUGUGUGCACUGGGUGCAGGCCAUCGGAUGGUGCAACAAUAUUGCAUGGAAUGUUGGUCCGCUGACGGCGCGGCAGUACGAGCUGGCGAUCCAACGGUACGAGUGGAACAAGCUGGAAAGUUACAAGAGCAUCGUUCCGAUGGUGCAUCUGAGCUGGAAUCUGGCCAGGAACAUCAAGGUUUCCGACCCCAAGCUGUUUGAAACGGUCAGAACCUGUCUGAUGCAAACGAUGCGGCACUGUAUGCAAGUGCUGGAGUUCGUCAAGUCGAAGGGCGUCGAAGUUCGGUUUCAUGGGCGCGGGAAGAAUGAAGCGUCCCACUACUGCGGUCAGUGUGAAGUGGAAGUGUUCAACGUCCUCUUCAUCCGGGAGCAGGAAAAGCGCCACGUGGUGCACUGCAUGGGCUGCGCGCGGAAGCAUGCUCCCAACCUGCAGGGUUUCGUCUGCCUCGAGGAGUACAAGAUGGCCGAACUGAUGCAGGUGUACGAUGCCUUUGCCCUGCACAUCCCUCCUCCGCUUCCAAUACAGCCGCCACUGUCGGCUUCGCCAUCGAUCCAACAGCAACAGCAGCAGCAGCAGCAACCGUCAUCAUCGUCGUCUACGGUGGCGCAACAGCUUGCAGCAUCCUCGUCAUCCAUCACCAUCAGUUCGUCUUCGUCCAGCUCGUCGAUCGGGGGUACGCCCGCCAGCAGUAGUAGUCAACAACCAACCGCGGCGGCCGCAACGCCCAUGCAGGUUUCGUAAGGUAACACAACUGCUUCUGUCUUCUGCACCGACUACUACCAACUAAGGUUUAGUUCAAUUUCACCAAAACUCAAAAGACUUAACUACUGAUCCCUCCCGGAAGAGACCACGGCGACGACGACGAUGAAGCAGAGGAACAAAGUCGAUAUGUGUAAUUUGUAAAUGAAUGACUUCUAUUUGCUUUUCUGUACAUAUCUAAAUUGUGUAUUCUACUCUAUGGAAUAUUGCGAAAAAUAAGAAUCCUUGCUCUAGGAAAGGAUAAGCUGAGCCAAGAAAAAAAAGUACACUCGUAAUUAUUUAUAUGCAACCAAUCACUGCUCUACUGAAUUCUAUAUGCUCUUAAUAUAUAUAUAUAUUUUAUGGUAAGGUCCAAAUAGUAAAAUGGAAGCGAAAAGGAAUGGUUCGUAAGCCGCAGGAAUCCUCCCGUUUAACCUAAUAAGUAGCUUAAUUUAUUCUAGCCGCAAAAGAGGAGAAUGCCUAGAUUUCAUUCGGUGGAGUGUUUUGUGUUGAAUUGGGUCCGUUCGAGCUUAAAGCAGCGCAAGUGAUUGGCUUUUUAUUCACACUCACAAAGAAAUAUUUUCCUACACUCAAACAAAAAUGACCCGCAAAAGUGAACGAUAUAGUUUUUGGUUUAUUUGACGAAAACGGGAAAAAAAUGAAUACAAAACAGUCCUCAGGAAAUAUAACAAAACAAAAAUUAAAUAGUCUUAACAACCGGAAAAAGAAGUGUGGUGUAGCGGAAACGGUAAUAAGUAAGUUAACAUUUUGAAGCAAAGACACGAUAAAUUUAUCUCACCACACCACACACCAGCCAGCAGCAGAAGAAGGCACAAAUAUAUAUUUCUAAUAAAAACAAUGAGUCAUCGAAAUGCAAAACACAUUUAACAGAACGAUAAGAAGCAACAUUCACAUAGUUCGUCGCGCGAUCAUCAACACAGAACAAGACGAUCACACAAAAUCACAAUCAUUCGCUCACCCACCAUCGCUCACCUAACACCCAUGUACCGUUUCAUGUUUUUUUUUUCGACGUUUGGAGUCAGAUCUUCGGAAGUUAGGAAGUACCAAGGUUGCGAAACAAAACGGAGUUUAGGAUACGUGUUAGUAAAUAACGUCAGUUUUGGUAGCGGAUGUAUCCCGGACAUCCAGAAGAGCUGGGAACUCGCUACUACUGUUGUGGUAGUUGUUGUGUGAUAGGGAUGGUUCUUGUAGCCAGUUUGUCUGGUGAGGGUGCGUUGCACGGUUGGUACCACCGGUUAGGUUAGACAGGAUUUAUUUCGGGUUUGACAUAUCGUUGCUUCUUGCUACGCUCUCUCGGUUGCAGUUGGAUCUGUCAUGGGUCGUUGGAAGGUCUUGGUGUUGAGGUUCUCUAAAGAUGGCCUAACGAAAUUAUGAGAGGUCUCUUCGAAUGCUUGCGUAAAAUGUUAGGCACUAAGUACUUCUUUUUAGGGCUUGUUCGAUGAGAAGUUUUACGAGCAUCUAGAAACAUUCAAUAAGUGUUUUGGUAAAUGCUCAGGAAGAAUUG